GCACUUUAAAAAAAAAAAGGUGAAAACUGAGUUUUCUAAUGAGGAUAUGAAUAGGCCCAUAAUGAAUAUAAAUGCCACAGGUAAUGCAUACUAGCUAAAUACAAUAGGGACCACAUGACCUUUAAUACAAAAAUGCUAAUGCAACAAACUCAUUAGAUCCUCACUAAGAUGCAGUUUAAUUUUACUGGUCUUUCACAAAUCAUGGCCAUCCCUUCAAAUAAUAUUUUGGACACCCUGAGACUUAUUUUUCCAUAUCUGUUCUGUUAAUAAAAAAGUGUAAUCUAGGCAUUAAAAUGGGGCACUAGUAGCCAGGACUCUUCUCUGAGUUCAGAUAAAGUCUUGUCUUUGGGCAAAUAGCCUGUACUAUCAUUUUCAAAUGUGAGUGCCUACAAUUAUAGAUUUACAUCAAUAUAUAUGGACCCUAAAGAAAAGUGGCUUGAGUUUUAGAAAUCCAGCUGUCUUCAAUGGGAGCUCUGGGUACUUAAUACUGAAGAUCAGGCAGUUUUAUUCAGGCCUUGAAUUAUAGAUUUAAGUGUCCAUCUUUAGGAACUCAAGUUUGAAAAUGCUGGCCUUACCUUUUCUGUGCCUUAGUUUCUCCAACUUCAAAAUUAGGAUUAUAAUAUAUAUCCAUCUAGCCAGUGGUUUGAGGAUUAAUGUUUGUUAAACACUUUAAGAUGUUCAUGUGAAAGAGGUUCUAGAAAUGCAAAGUAUUAUGACAUGCUUGACAUCAGAAUGUUCUGAAAUCAAACAUGCUGAGUGGCUAAUAACUUCUAGGGUGCAAAGAGAUACUUCAAGAAGAGUAUCUUUUUUACAUUUACUCAAAUUGGCUUUCAAAUAAAAAGGUGAUUAAAUCAAUUAAUGGAAAUAAAAUAUAGCAUGGUCUGAUGCUGCAAGCUGUACAAAGUCACAGUGAAGAUACUGAUAUAAAAUAAACACCUUGGCAAAAGAUAGCUAGGCUCAAAGCAGAUACUCCUCUUGCAAGAAUAUUAUUUUCCGUAACUUCAUUUUGUUACUCAUACGGCCUAGCCAGCAUAAUGGUACUGCGCCCUCCAGGCGGAGGUUCCAAUUUCAACUUGGGCUUUGAUUUGCCGAAAGAGCAGCCAGUGCGAAGGAACAGAAUGGCAUCCAACAUCUUUGGUCCUCCUGAAGAGACUCCACUUUCUAAGGCUGAAUCAACAGGGAUCAUGCCCAGAGGUGUGAGAGAAGAUUCUGAACCACAAAGGAGAAACUCUUCUGAUGCAAACUGUGGGGACUUCAUAGAUCCAAAGGGCGGGGAAACUGGUGACACUGUUGAAAACAUUGAGGCUGAUGUAGAAGCUGCUCCAGGCCAGAGUGACGAAAAAACCCUGCCAGCUGCACCUGUUCCUAGCCCAGUAGCACCAGUACCUGCACCAUCCAGGAGAAAUCCACCUGGUGGAAAGUCCAGCUUAGUCCUUGGUUAAACCUGUUCCUUUCUGUUUUGAACUCGUGUCUGUUUCUUCCCCCCCGCUUGUGAACUGCACAACUUGAGCCUGACUGUACAUCUAAUUCCUUUCAUUAAAAAGAAGCACUUUAUGUACUGCCAUUUUUUAAAGAAGCUUUUUUUUUUCCCCACUGUUUUGUCUGCCCAGGAUCUACUGGAAGUGACAUGGGUUUUUUUUUUUUUUUUCUAGUAGUAAACAUGAGGGAAAUUGUGGACGGAUAGUAAUGUGUUUCAAAUGAGACUAGAUUGGUUCUAAAUGUGCUUAGAGGGUUUUUGUACUGAGACUUCUUUUUUUAAAAGAACCUCUUAGUCAGCUUUACAAGGGUUUAGGAUUCUGAUUGAACAGGAGGCAAACAAUAAGAGUAAUCCCCUUUACCACACAACUGUUGGUUGAUUUCCCUGUGGUAAAUGUCUCAAGCCCUACUGUGCCAUAUAGAACAAUACAGAAGUAUGAUGCUAAUGUAUGCCAUGCUGCCUUUAAUAAGGGGUAUCUUAGAGUUGGACCAUUAUGAAAUGGGGCAUGUGCCAUAUGUAGGGCUGAGAUGCCUGUCCUAAUAUUGAGAGGUGGAUUUAGGUGUAUAGCAAAACUUUAAUUCAGUAAAGGUGGAAUGAGGAGUAGAUCAUACAAGAGUGGCUA
This is a messenger RNA of Pelodiscus sinensis (Chinese soft-shelled turtle), 2099 nucleotides long. RefSeq names its product Jupiter microtubule associated homolog 1 (gene JPT1). Lineage: Eukaryota; Metazoa; Chordata; Testudines; Trionychidae. Gene Ontology annotation, cellular component: nucleus. The record is from RefSeq and is a predicted model, not a curated record.